AUGCUACGUAAAGCCACAUGCAAACGUAGCAAACUCAUGCUUGAUCUCAAUCUCAUCAUGCAACGUAGCAAGCUCGCCGGAAAAGCCAUCACUCACCUUCUCACCUUCAACCACAACCACCACCACCACCACCACCACCACCGUUCUUUGCCAUGCUUCUACAUGGACCCUAUGAUGUCCUACUACAACCCUAAUCCACGUGAGGUUGAGUUCAGUUGCAGCAACACACCAUCCAACUCCAAGUCCAACAAACAUGGCAAGCACCACCACCACCACCACAACCACCACCAACUUUAUGAUGCUGAAGCCAUUGCUAAAGUGUUUGAGAUAUUGAAUGAUGUGGAAGAUGAUCAUGGUGAUCAGUCUCUGAUUUCUUCACCAUCUCCGUUGAUGAUGUUGGGUCAGGUUAGACAGCUAAGGAUAACUGACUCACCAUUUCCGGUCAAGGAGGAGGAGAGUGAUGGAUUUAGGGUUGAUUUGGAGGCUGAGGAGUUUAUUAGAAGGUUUUAUGAACAACUCCGGCUUCAACCUGCCUCCACGCCGGAGUACUUUUCUUCUCACCGGCGGUCACCGUUGCUUGCCCGGGCUUGA
Molecule: messenger RNA, 591 nt
Organism: Dioscorea cayenensis subsp. rotundata (Guinea yam)
Lineage: Eukaryota; Viridiplantae; Streptophyta; Magnoliopsida; Dioscoreales; Dioscoreaceae
Exons: 1
Coding region: 1-591 (196 amino acids)
Source: RefSeq, a predicted model, not a curated record